Molecule: messenger RNA, 1589 nt
Organism: Branchiostoma belcheri (Belcher's lancelet)
Lineage: Eukaryota; Metazoa; Chordata; Leptocardii; Amphioxiformes; Branchiostomatidae
Product: trichohyalin-like
Exons: 2
Coding region: 47-1555 (502 amino acids)
Source: RefSeq, a predicted model, not a curated record
GCCCCCUUUUUACUGGGGUGCCAGUGGUGGAAGUGGCCUUGCGAAGAUGGCACGUAUGCGGGAGAACGAUUUGAACCGUCCCGGAGCGGCGGAGAACAUCCCAGGCGAGCCAAACGGCGGUUGGGGCUUGCUGGGCUUCGUCAUGGCCGUGGUGCCAGCAGUUGUCCUUGCCUGGGUUUUCCAUACAAAAGGAGAAAAGGAGAAAGAAAAGAUGGAAAAAGAACAUCAACACGAAAUUGACGUCUUUCGUGACAACCAGAAGAGAAUGAAACAAGAAAACGCCAUGCUACAAGAAAAGCUGGCAGGCCAUUACAAAGUGACGGCAAAGGAUCAACACUACAUCUCAAAGCUCGAAGACGAAAAGCAAGCCCUACAGGAGGUUUACAAGAAACAGCAGGAGCAAAUACACCUACUUCAGCAUAAAGGCAACACCAUUCGAGACAACCUGGCAAAGGUACAAGAGGAAAACUCAAAGCUGGCGGAAAGGUUGGUGAUUUACCAAAAAGUGCAGAAAAGAGAUCAUCAUUAUAUCUCAAAGCUUGAAGAAGAAAGGCAAAAGGUGAAGAAAGACCACAAGGAACUGCAGAAGCAAAUACAUCAUCUUGAGCAAGAAAGUAGCAUCAUUCAGGCUAAUCUGACAAAGAUGCAAGAGGAGAACUCUAAGCUGCAACAACAGCUUGCAAGUCACCUUGAAUUUAAGGUAAGGGAUCAACAGUACAUCUCAAAGCUUGAACAAGAGAAUCAAACACUGCAGGAAGUUUACAAGAAGCAACAGGCGCAAAUACACCAACUUGAGCAUAAAGGCAGCAACAUUCUUGGGAAACUGGCAAAGAUGCAAGAGGAGAACUCCAAACUGAAUGAAAAGCUGGCAAGCCAUCGUGAUGUUAAGGAUAGGGAUCAUCAUUACAUCUUAAAACUUGAAGAGGAGAAUCAGAAAGUGAAGACGGACUACACGGAGAAGCAAAAAGAGAUUUACCAACUUGACCAAAAAGGCAGCAUCAUUCUUGACAAACUGGCAAAGAUGCAAGAAGAAAAUUCCCAACUGACUGAAAAGCUUGCAAGCCAUCGCGAAGUCAAGGAGAAGGAUCAACACUAUAUCUCGAAGCUGGAAGAGGAGAAUCAAUCGUUGAAGCAAGACUACAGAAAACAACAAGAACUGCUUGCAAACUCUGCGUUCACUUUGAAAGACUCACUAGCAUACAAACAGAAGGAACGAGAGAUUCAUAUUAAAGAGGAAUACCUGUCCAAGCUAAAGCAGCAGCUACAAGAGAGGCAAGACAUGAAGUGUAAUGCAUGGAACCCCAUGAAAAGCAGCUGGCAUCGCAAGCACUUAGAACAAGAGAUGUUGGGAGAGGCAAAUACCAACAUUCACGCACGGAAUCUACAGGUUCCGGCCGCCCUGCGCGAAAUCUUCAAGUAUGACGACUACUGUGGGCUGAGACCAGAGGAUCAUGGGAGACUGAUGUGGACAUUUUGGAGGCAGUGGAAGAUGGAGGUGGAGAGGGAGAAAAACAAACUGUUGGCUGAGAGACUGGCUCAGGAUCCACACAAAUAACAUUUAAUGCUGGCAAAUCACUUUAGAUGAGUAG